UAUCGACGCCUGAGAACGGACAGUCUGGCAGCAGCAGAGGCUUGCAAUGAAGACAAUGCGCCCGGUGAGGCGGAGAAGUAUGCCUUUCCAAUCUCUCGCGUGCCAUUGAUCUCAUCAGCGCGUAGCCUGCAGAGAGAAGUGAGGGGGAGGAGGAUGCGGAGUCUCAACGUUGAGGACUUCCUUGCAGGUAGAGUGAGACAUUGUCUGACAUGUGAAUGUGGGCGGGUAUGUGUGGCUGGUGCAGUGGAGACCUCCGAGACGCCAGAACGCAACCAGGGUAAACACAGGAGAACGCCGAUACCACGUCAAAUUGCCCGAUGGUUAUCGUGGGCGGCGGGACCAGGGCGAGCUAGAGCCACUCGAUCGCCAGGUUGCAGUUUGGAAGAGACGAGGUCGCGGGUCGCCGCGUGGAUGAGUGACCGGCCAGGCAGGGCUAGGAGAGAGUGGCGACGUGUUGUGGGUUUCCCCUCUCGUCAGGCCCUACCCGUUAGCUUGCUUGCCUGCUUGGUUCCCGGGGUGUCAACGAUGAUUCUCACCGGCCAUUAUACAAAGACAGGCAUCGCGGUCCAGCGAGAGCCGCGGCAGCGGGGGGCAAGGGGGCGAGAGCGCAAGCUCCCAUUCCAACAAUAAGAGGCUGGCCCAGAUGAAGAUGGGGCCCAGGGGU
Messenger RNA from Colletotrichum navitas, 664 nucleotides. RefSeq lists its product as uncharacterized. The transcript has a single exon. The coding region runs from base 154 to 630 and encodes 158 amino acids. Lineage: Eukaryota; Fungi; Ascomycota; Sordariomycetes; Glomerellales; Glomerellaceae. The record is from RefSeq and is a predicted model, not a curated record.